Molecule: messenger RNA, 4404 nt
Organism: Morchella importuna
Lineage: Eukaryota; Fungi; Ascomycota; Pezizomycetes; Pezizales; Morchellaceae
Exons: 7
Coding region: 1-4404 (1467 amino acids)
Biological process (GO): regulation of cell shape
Molecular function (GO): protein binding
Source: RefSeq, a predicted model, not a curated record
AUGGCAUUUCUUUUCGGAAAGAAGAAGGGGGCGCAUGGUCAUCGUGAAGGAACACCCCCAGGCCCUACAGCAACAACAGGAUCUGGCGCGACUCCAGUAUCUCAACAGGAUCAGCGGCCCGCGGCUGCAAGCCCCCCGAAUAAUUCUUCUCCUAUGAACUCGGUACCACGAUCAAUGGGCCCGCUGCAACAAAUGUCCGGAAAGGACAUUGGUAUGACUAGCUCACAGCAGCAACAAGGGGCUGCGCCGGUACAGGCUCCACCGUCUCAAGUCAAUCCCGCCAACUCAGCGCUCUACCCUUGGUCGCAACGGCGACUAACACUCUCAUCUUCACACCCUUCGCCCUUCCCCCGGUACGGUCACGCCGCAAAUGGGGUUGCGGGGAAGGACGGCGAUGUCUAUAUUAUGGGAGGAUUGAUUCGCUCACAGACAGUCCGGGGCGAUUUAUGGAUGAUUGAAGGGGGAGGAAGUCAGUUGGCGGCUUACCCGGUUGUUACCACCAGUGAAGGGCCUGGGCCAAGAGUUGGUCAUGCGAGUUUACUAGUGGGAAAUGCGUUCAUCGUUUUUGGUGGUGACACAAAAUUGGACCCUGCGGAUGUUCUUGAUGAGACUCUAUACCUUUUAAAUACAUCUACUCGUCAAUGGUCCCGUGCCAAUACUCAUGGACCUCGGCCUGCCGGAAGAUACGGCCAUACAAUAAAUAUCCUGGGUUCGAAAUUGUACAUCUUCGGAGGACAAGUAGAUGGCUUCUUCUUCAACGACCUGGUCGCAUUUGAUCUAAAUACCCUUCAAAGCAACAAUGCAAGAUGGGAGGAGUUAAUUUCAGCAAAUGAAAAAAAUCAGGAUGUCCCUGCAAGCAGAACCAAUCACACCGUAGUCACUUGGAUGGACAAACUUUACCUAUUUGGAGGUACGAACGGUCUAGUCUGGUUCAACGAUGUCUGGUCAUAUGAUCCGCAAACGAACCAGUGGACACAGCUAGACUGUAUCGGGUAUAUACCCUCACCGCGAGAGGGGCAUGCUGCAUCGCUAGUUGGUGACGUUAUGUAUAUUUUCGGAGGACGGACAUCAGAGGGCGAUGACCUGGGCGACUUGGCAGCGUUCCGGAUAUCUUCUAGGAGGUGGUACACGUUCCAAAAUAUGGGACCAUCGCCUUCAAGGCGAUCGGGGCACUCGAUGACUACCUGUGGACAGAAAAUUAUUGUUCUUGGUGGAGAGCCUAGUGUGCCAACUAGGAAUCAAGAGGAGUUGCAAUUGAUAUAUAUUCUUGAUACCGCAAAGAUCAGAUACCCCAAUGACCAUCAGAACCAAUCAUCUACCAGUCCUACAGGAAGCAAUGAAAACAAGCGGUUGCAAGGAGCUGGUGCUAGGAACGGAUCAGUUGACAGCCCUGGGGCCCAAACGUCAAGAAAGCUUGGGGGAACGGGGACUAGGGAAAGUGUGACGGCGGGCCCAACUCAGUCAACCCCUCCAAACGGCCCAAACCCAUUAACUAGUAACAAUACCUCUGGGGGAAGUGUAACUUCUCGACUCCCUAGGGUUGCUCAGGGAACACCGGCCGGCCCUCCACCAAAUCAACAAGCGCCUCCGCCUCGAACAAACGGAUCUGCUCUACCUGGACAGAGGAGUAGAACACCAACCGGAAGUGGAACAUUGCCGAAGACGAGGGAUGUUACCUCACCGGUCCAGGAACGACCUUCACCAACGGCAGCUAACGGGACGAGGAAUCCCACCGCCCAAAGGAAAGCUUCUGGUCAAGAUAUUGCUGUUGCAGACAGCAAUCAUUCACCCACUUCAUCGGCAACGACCCAACCAAUCAAUUCAAUGGUACAACCAAAGGGACUCACAAAUGGCCAAACACCAAAUGCCGGCCUCAUUAGUUCGGAGCCAACAAUGCGACCUCAAGAUGCGACUCCUAUCCAGGAAAAACCGAAAGAGCAACCAAAAGAGCAGAGGUCCCGGGGGAGCAAGGGAAGUAGUUCAGGCGAAGGAGACAUGUUGAGGGAGUUCCAAAAAUUGAAGCAUAUGAACGAAUGGUAUGCUUCAGAGCUAGCUUUGGCGAGGCGGGCGGGUUACACAAUUCAAACAGGCAACAAUGCUAUUUUAGAAGAGCGGGGUGCCGAUUCGCUGCUUGAAGAGGAACGGCCGUUCGUUGAGGCUAUGUUAAUACUCAAGGGUGAACUUCAGAAGGUUCAGGGCUCGGUUGAUGAGCAAGCUGCCCAGGCUGCAAGGAAGAUACAAGAGGUAGAACGGCAGCGCGAUGUUGCUGUACAGGAAGCAGUUUAUGCUAAGGCAAAAUUGGCAGCAUUGGGCGGUAAUUCAACCCCUACACCAGGCGAUCGAUCUGCAGAUAUGGCCAAUAUGGACGCGGAGAAAAUGACAGAUAUGAGCCGGAAGUUAGCUGCAUCACUGGCAGCUCAAGCAGAGUUGAGUGCAAAGGUCGAAGUUUUAAAGGCUGAAAUUUCAGCUGAAAGGAAAGCCCGCCAUUUGGCUGAUGAGACCGCUGGGGUUGCACAAAGUCGUGUUUCUGAGUUGGAUGAUUUCCGCAAUCGCGCUGCUUCAGAGAUGGAGAGUCUUCGGGCUGAAUUAUUAGAUGCCGAACGAGCAUUCCGAGACGAGGCUGCUGCAGGAGCUGAUGCGACCGCCGAUGCCAAAUUGUUAAGGAUUGACCAAGAUGAACUCUCAAUGAAGCUCCAAGAAGCUUUGGAGGACAACAAUAACUAUCACAACUCCAUGGACGAGAUGCGGAACGCAAUGGAGGCGACAGCAAGUAGGACCGCGACGUUAUCAAGGCAGUUGGAGGAGGAAAGACUUGUUAAGGAAGGGCUUGAGAGAAAGCUGGCGCAGGUCAAGAGUGAAUAUGAGGAGAAGGCAGCAGAUCUAGAAAAUGCCAAUACUAGACUAAGAGAUGUGGAGGAGCUGAUGGAGAAAUACGCGGAGGAGGCUCGGGCAGCUAACGCAGCUUUGGCAGCAGGAUUACGGAAAGUUGCGGAUAGGGAAAUCAUGACCAAUACUGCACUCACAGAUGAAAGAGUAAAGGCUUUACAAGAACAGGUUGAAUCUGCGAAAUCUCUUCUCAAGAAAAGUAAAGAUCAAGCCGACGACACCGGUGAAAAGCUUGCCCAAGCUAUGCAGAGGGUUGCUGGUCUGGAAUUUCAACAGGGCCAGGCUAGCAAGGAUGCCAUCGCCCUUAGAAGGCGAAUGGCAGAAUCCCUUGACGAAGUUAGGAAACUUAAACAGGAGAAUGCAGAAAUCCAGGCGAGAUUGGUUGAAAGGCAGCUUGAAGUCGAUUCGAUUUCAGCCAAGCAUGCUGCGCUUAAGGACAUUCUUGCGGAACGCUCUACUCAAGUUGGCUUCGAGAAGCGACGAUCUGCCAUCCUCAGCCCCAGCCCCCAAUCAGGCUCCGCUACACCUGAACAGAACCGCCUGCGAGAAUUGGAACUCAGACUUGAAGAAAGCCUCCGUGCGCACCGUGAGACAAAAUCAACGGCGGAAAUGCAGGCCCAGGAAGUCGAGAAACACUUCCGCGAGAAGCUCGAGCAGCUCGAGAAUGACUACCAGUCGGCUGUCCACUAUGUCAAGGGUACCGAAAAGUUACUCAAACGCAUGAAGGAUGAGCUAGCCAAGAACAAAGCUCAAAAUGCACGUCUUCAACUCGAGCUCGAAGAGUUCCAGCGGAAGGGCCCCGAUCACUCCCGGCAUGGAUCUAGGGAAAUUAACACUGAGUGGGAGCACGAAAGGGAACUUCUCAAUAAGGAGAUUGACGAUCUUCGUGGCAAAGUCCGAGAGUCAGCAACCGCACUCGAUAAGCAAAUCCGCGAGACCAAGGCACAACUGGACUCUAUGAAUGAGACCAAUCUCAUGAAUAACCAGAUGAAAGUACAGCUUAUGGACCUCUCGCAACAGCUAUCUGAGACCAGAAUUCAGCUCGAUAGACUUGAGAACGAGAAUUCUCUCCUAGAGCGCAGAGCGCAAGACGCAGAGGAGCGCGUGUCGUUCCUUCUCGACCGUGUCGAAGAUUCAGUCGAUGCGUACCGUCGCAGCACACUUACCGGUCCGAAUGGUCUCGGUGGCGGUGAACCCCAAUCUACCCACAGCAGCUUCUAUGGCGGCGCUCCAGACGGGCGUAAUAGCGUUGCGUUGGACAGUCUGGCUACCGAGCUUGAUGCAUUGAGGACACACUGGGAAAACACCAACAAAAAUUAUAGACUUAGUAGUACCUUUGAUUUCGAGAAGACGCCAACAAGCACAGAGGGUGGUGAGUUGAGCAGCAGUCUCGCACAGUGGCGACAGAAGUUGCAUCAGGAGGAGACCGAGGCGGCGAUGAGGAGUGAUAGUAGGUCAGGGGACAGCAGGAGUCCGAUUAGGAGCCAGGGUCAGGGAGCUAGCGGAGGCGUUAUAUAA